Messenger RNA from Symbiodinium pilosum, 733 nucleotides. The record is from the annotation of a GenBank genome assembly. NCBI's taxonomy places the organism in Eukaryota, Dinophyceae, Suessiales, Symbiodiniaceae.
GAUUCAUGAUUUUGACAUGCUGAACUUCCUCACCAACGGCGAGGAGCCAGAGUCAGUCACUGCCAUCGGGCACUGCUAUAAUCCAGAGAUCCAGAAGAUGGGCGACAUCGACACGUGCGCAGUCAUGUUCAAGUAUGGGAAUGGCAUGCUAGCUAUGGUGGACACCAGCCGGGACGCAGCUUAUGGCUACGACCAGCGGAUCGAGGUCUUCGGCGAGAGCGGGAUGCUCACGGCCCACAACGAGCUCACCACCACUGUGGAACUGGCCACGUCAGCUGGGCAUUUGCGGCCCCCGGCCAUGUUCAGCUUCCCCCAGCGCUACAUUCAGGCUUAUCGCUCCGAGCUCACGGAGUUUAUCGAGCUCGUGCGCUCCGGCCGCGCAAGCGAGGCCCACGCAAAGGAGCAGGUGGCUAUGCUACGACAUCCCAGCAUCGUCCGCACAACUUUGGCCGCCGAACUAUCCUGGAAGCUGCGACGCACAGUUCAGCUGGCAGAGCUCGACAAGUUGACUGCUGCAGCGUCGGGAAAUGAGACGGAGAGCACUGCCUCAUCCGGCGAGCCGGCCGGCCGGAACAUGUUCGGCGACAAAUUCCGCAACUAUGAGAGCUCGCCACGCCAAGAGAAAGUCGCCGCAACCUAUGGCCUCAUGCACCGGAAUCAGACUGUGGAGUUUGUGAGGGAGCAGCAGGAGAAGUGGCUGAAGUUCAACAAGGGCGAGUUUACGAUCAUGGAG